Molecule: messenger RNA, 633 nt
Organism: Drosophila ficusphila
Lineage: Eukaryota; Metazoa; Arthropoda; Insecta; Diptera; Drosophilidae
Gene: Gpb5
Product: thyrostimulin beta-5 subunit
Exons: 2
Coding region: 27-527 (166 amino acids)
Biological process (GO): G protein-coupled receptor signaling pathway
Cellular component (GO): cytoplasm; extracellular region
Molecular function (GO): hormone activity
Source: RefSeq, a predicted model, not a curated record
CACCACACAGCGAAGCGCAAGGGACGAUGGGUGGUUGUUCAGUUUGGGUUCUAGCUUUAUCCUUAGGAUUAAUUAUGAUGCGUGUUUACGCUUCAAAGUUGGUGGAGCUUUUGCCCAUCAACAGUGGACCUACUGCGGCGCCCUUGGGCUGCCAUCGUCGCGUGUAUACGUAUAAAGUGACACAGUCCGACUCUUUAGGGCAUGAAUGCUGGGACUAUGUAAGCGUGUGGUCGUGCUGGGGACGUUGCGACUCAAGCGAAAUUUCCGAUUGGAAAUUUCCUUAUAAGCGUUCCUUUCAUCCAGUUUGUGUCCAUGCUCACCGACAGCCCGUCAUGGCCAUCCUCAAGAACUGUCACCCUAAGGCGGAGAAGAGCGUUAGCAAGUACCACUAUAUGGAGGCAGUAAAUUGCAACUGUCAGACCUGCUCUACUCAGGAUACUAGUUGCGAAGCUCCAGCUAGCGUUGCAAUGGAAGGAGGCAGCGAAGCUAUUAUGGUAGGAGCUGAUACAAAGGAACUGGACUAUUAAGCACAUGCAGUGAUAUAUAGAAAAUGUAAAAAUAAAAAAUGUAAAAGUGAACCGGAAAGUGGUGGCGUUAUACAUACAUAGUUACAUACAAUAAAUUAAGAGCUUA